Erpetoichthys calabaricus (reedfish) is the source of this 1805-nucleotide messenger RNA. RefSeq names its product caspase-7-like. Gene Ontology annotation, molecular function: cysteine-type endopeptidase activity. The record is from RefSeq and is a predicted model, not a curated record. The transcript is spliced from 4 exons. Gene Ontology annotation, biological process: proteolysis. Bases 182 to 1018 code for a protein of 278 amino acids. Lineage: Eukaryota; Metazoa; Chordata; Cladistia; Polypteriformes; Polypteridae.
UUCUUAUAUGUAAAGUUUACUUGAUUUUGCGGUUUUGACAAUAUUUCUCUGGAAAUUGGCACUUGUCAAAGUGAGAUUUUUGCUUUGCUACAUUUUUGUGCUAAGUGAUUUCCAACUAAUUUUAUUUUUUAGAUUUUUGUUAUCUCCUGAAGUUCUACGAUUUGGCAGCUUGCUCAAUCAAAUGUUUUCAAACAUGCCAUUGCUUCGUAAAGGUAUGAACAGUGGGACGAAGAAGGCCUUGAUUGUGUCAGUGGGAACAUUUCACAAGCCUGACCUGCCACCUCGAAGCGGCUCCAAAAGAGAUACCAAGAGACUUCAUAAAAUCCUAACGAAACUGGGGUUCAAAGUCACUUUGUUAAAUGACCUGACAGCAGAAGAAAUUUAUGAAGAAUUUCAGAAUGCCAGUCGUGAGCCAUUAGGGGAGUGUUUUCUUGCUGUCAUAUCAAGCCACGGUGAGGAGGGCACAGUGUAUGGAGCAGAUUGCAAACCAGUGAAGCUGGCAGACAUCUUCAGCUUUUUCGAUGGCCCCGCAACAAAAUCAAUACCCAAAUUGUUCUUUGUCCAGGCUUGUCGUGGUCAAAACUUGGAUGGUGGCAUUGAGGUUGACUCCGCGAUGUCUCCAGAGGAGGAGGAAGACUGUAGCUUCUCUACCUAUCUCUCAAUCCCAAAUGAGUCUGCAGUUUGUUUUGCCACAGCUCCAGGCUGCGCUGCUUUUCUGAACCUCACAGGUUCGGUAUUUCUGCAGACAUUGUGUGACAUUUUGGAGGAGGAGAAUGGCUGCAAUUUGGAAGUGAACCAAAUCGCCACACAGAUCAACUACAGAGUGGCGUAUCAUUAUCAGGCAAAAGGACAAGAGUUGAGGGGGAAGAAGGAAAUGCCCUGCUUUGUUAGUCGUCUCACCCUUCCCACUUUUCCAUUUGCAAAGAGUUGCAAAGAAAGGAGCUUCCCUCUAGCUAUUGAAGACUGUCACUCCAGCACCCUACACUGCAACUCCUCCCGUAAAAAGUCAAUCAGCUAAGAUGGGAGGAUUCAGUUUAAGGGCCUCAUUUUGAUUAACAGACAGAUUGCUGAAACAGACAAGGAAAUCUGUUAUGUAAUACUGAAACCGUUUCAUAUGCUGUACUUUUUGAGGAAGUAAAACUUGCAGAAAAAAAGGUCAAAGGCCUUCACAGAAGCAACCAGGAGCCUUUUGACAAACUGUGUCUCACUUCACUGUGUGUGAUCAUCUCUACAGAGACUGAAAGAGAGAGACAUUAUGUACGCAAAGAAAAUGUCUUUACAAUGUAUAAUUGUGGCAGGCCUCAGAAUACAGGAUGGAUUGGCAGGGAGCCCUGGCUAUGUGAAUCCAAUCCAUUGUAUGCACUUCAAGACUCGUAUAAAGGUGAUGUGAGCAUUAACUACAGAUAAACACUGACGUUACAAAACAAAAUUUGCACAUUUGUGAAAAUACUGAUGCUUGAAAUAAACACUUUGUUAUGGAGGAGCUCUUUGUGUUGCUAACCUCUUCUAUCUGCAAUAUGGUGGAAUCACAAAGGACCACAUUUUUCAGUUGAAAUGGCGAACACCGACAAGUGCUUCGAUCUUGCUUCCCUGUAUUAUUUUUGUUAUUUAAAUCUAAGUAUACUGUUAGCCACUACAGACUAUAGUUUAUUUAUUUUCUAGCUAUUUAGCAAUAUCUGAAACUAGAUUAGAUAAACUUUAAUAAUUCCAUGGAGAAAAGGACUUUCCUCAUGUCCAGGGUUUGUUUCAGUCUUGCAUCUGAUGCCACCAGGUCUUGGUGGCCCAGAACUAGAUUAAGUGCACUC